Molecule: messenger RNA, 927 nt
Organism: Penicillium salamii
Lineage: Eukaryota; Fungi; Ascomycota; Eurotiomycetes; Eurotiales; Aspergillaceae
Source: the annotation of a GenBank genome assembly
AUGGCAGAUCUCUCGUCAGACACGCAUAUCAUCUCACUGGGCCGAAUGCCCCAGCAGGCUAGCGUCCGGGAAGCCCGGGACAAUUGGACUGGCGUCAUAAACCGGAAAGAACGAAGGAAAUUACAGAACCGACUCAAUCAGCGGCGCUUCCGGUCGAGAAAGCAAGACAACGAGGUGAAACCGCAGUGUGCCAUCAUCAACGGGGAGAAGCAAGCGGAUGCUGUGAAUAAUCAUGAGGAUGACGGCGACAAUUCUCUAAGCUCGAAUGUUGCUCGAUCAGACGUUCUGCCUGCUCCAAUUAUUUGCAGCCUGUCUGAAGCACAGCACUCGGGAUGCACAUUUGCACCUGCAGCUGUGCAUGCCCUCAUGGUCGAUUUCGAAAGGGGAGCCAUGAAAGCCCAUGUCAGCGGCUCCCCGAAGACAGAUCUCCUCAUCAAACUGAGCCGAGUGAAUGUGCUCCGGGCAGCUUAUGAGAAUGCCUUUGCCAUGGGCAUGUCAGCAGAAUGGGUGUGUGAAGACGACCGUCUUUCAAUCUUCAAUCUCCCAGGGCCUUGUCUUUCCGAGGACUCCAUUCCAUCCAGUUUACGCCCAACGUCUCUCCAAAGAAAGGUCCCCCAUCAUCCGUGGCUCGAUAUCUUUCCGUUCCCGCGUAUGCGUGAUAAUUUCAUUCGGGCUGGCGAUCAUCUAAAUGACGAUGAUCUGUGUCAUGAUCUGACAGCAUUUUGGGAUACGCGUCGCAGUGGUGCCACCUUACUUGUGUGGGGUGCCCCUUGGGAUCCACAAAAUUGGGAGGCCACAGAAGAGUUUGCUCGGAAAUGGGGCUUCUUUCUUCAGGGAUGCCCCGAGAUUCUUAUUUCGACAAAUAAUUGGAGAAGGCGAAGGGGGGAGAGACCGUUGGUCUGGAAGAGAAUUUUUGGUAUAUUUUAA